UCUCACAGGGUGGCUCCACUUUCCAUUAGUGUUCAAAUACUUUGCUGCCUCCUCUGCAGCUGCCAGACCUGCUCCUGCUGCUGCUCAGGGAGAACAUCUGGUGUGUACCUUACUGACCACCGAGAAGAUGAUGAGUUCAAGCUAUUGGAACGAGAUGAACAGCAGCAGCUGUGGGAUUCAGCAACUCCCAGAGGUGCUGCAGUGCCAGCCUCAGCAUUACCACUGCUACCAUCAGUCAAGUCAAGCCCAGCAGCCUCCAGAAAAAAAUGUAGUGUAUGAGCGAGUGAGGACCUACAGUGGACCCAUGAAUAAGGUGGCUCAAGCCUUGGAUCCCAUCGGCUCCCGGGAAGUGCUCUCCCCUCUCAAAACUUCCUCAUCCUACCAAAAUUUGGUUUGGAGCGACCAUUCCCAGGAACUCCAUUCUCCAACUCUGAAAAUAUCUACUUGUACCCCAAGCACUCUACACAUGACCCCAGCUACUGAGCAGGAACUUCAUUCUCCAAUAGUAAAAGUCACUACAUAUCCACAGACCACUAUUAGGAGAUAUAUAGUACAAAAUCCUGAACAGGAACCACUGUCUCCAUUCCUAAGAGGAGGCCAUUUCUUCCCAGGAAACAAUGUUAUUUAUGAAAAAACAAUAAGAAAAGUGGAGAAGCUAAAUAUGGAUCAGGAAUUCUAUCCUCAGGUUCAGUGCCAUCAUCACAUUGUCCAACAGCCCCAGAUCAUCCACUCUCCUCAUUGUCAACAAUCCCAUUCUAGCCAGCAAAUCCAAACUAUCACAGGAGGUGACUCAACAUCUACAAGCAUUGGAAAUGACCUUUGCCAUGGUGAAUCAAGCCAUAUACAUGAACAGGUGAUAAUUCAGGAUGAUGGCCCUGAAAAAUUGGAUCCCAAAUAUUUUGGAGAGUUACUUGCUGAUCUAAACCGCAAAAAUGCAGAUCUCUAUCACUGCCUGUUAGAACAUUUGCAGAGAAUUGGAGGAAGCAAACAAGACUUUGAGUCCACAGAUGAGUCAGAAGACAUUGAAUCCUUGAUUCCCAAAGGAUUGUCAGAGUUUACAAAACAGCAAAUUCGCUAUAUUUUGCAGAUGAGGGGUAUGUCGGAUAAGUCACUCCGGCUAGUGCUGUCCACAUUCAGCAACAUUCGGGAGGAGCUUGGACAUCUUCAAAAUGACUUGACAUCGCUGGAAAAUGACAAGCUAAGACUUGAAAAAGACUUGGUUUUCAAAGAAACUCAAAUAAAAGAAUAUGAAGAUCUCUUGGCAUCAGUGAGAGCAAAUAACCGUCAGCAGCAGCAAGGACUUCAAGACUCAACUUCAAAAUGCCAAGCAUUGGAAGAAAGCAAUCUCUCUCUUCGACAUACACUAUCAGACAUAGAAUAUAGAUUAAAAGAGCUGGAAUACUGUAAACAUAAUUUAGAACAAGAGAAUAAAAAUCUUAGAAUUCAGGUUUCUGAGACAUGCACAGGCCCUAUGCUACAGGCUAAAAUGGAUGAGAUUGGCAACCAUUACAAGGAGAUGCUAAAAAACUUAAGAAUGGAGAAAGAUAGAGAGAUCUGUAAGCUAAGGACUCAAUUAAAUCAGUAUCAAAAAGAUGUUUCAAAAAGAGAAGGAAGUUGCAGUGAUUUCCAAUUCAAGAUUCAUGAACUGACAAGCUUGCUGGAAGAGAAGGAUUCCCUUAUAAAGCGUCAGUCAGAGGAACUCUCAAAGUUGAGACAAGAAAUAUAUUCAUCUCAUAACCAACUCUCCAGUGGUGGAAGGACUACAAUUACUACUAAAAAGUACAGGACACAAUAUCCAAUCCUAGGACUCCUGUAUGAUGACUAUGAAUAUAUACCACCAGGUAGUGACACACAGACAAUUGUGAUUGAGAAAACAGAAGACAAAUGGACCUGUCCAUGAAUGACUCUCAAAUUCAGAAGAAGUUUUUCGGGGGUCUGCAUCAGUACUUUAAUUUUUCCAUAACAAAAGGCCAAUCAAAAUUUUGAACCAUGGCACUACCCAGUGAAUCAAAUGGAAUGAAUUAGUCCUGAAGAUGAGUUUCUCCAACCAUUUAUGAGGCCUGAAUCUACAUUCUUGUAUUAAUAUAGCAAUAUAUCACUUAUUUAAACUUCCAUAGUAGUCAAUAUAGGACAUAAUUCACUACUUUUCAAUAGAAUGCUUCCUAGAUACUGAAUUAAUUUGUUGGGGCAGAGAUUUUACAAGUUAUUCUACUAGAAGAUCUUCUCUUAUAUUAGAUAUGCAAUUCAGCUACAAGGAUUGAUACUGUUUAUUACCAAAAAA
Messenger RNA from Myotis myotis, 2281 nucleotides. RefSeq names its product POF1B actin binding protein (gene POF1B). Gene Ontology annotation, biological process: bicellular tight junction assembly; epithelial cell morphogenesis; actin filament organization. The transcript is spliced from 17 exons. Bases 128 to 1900 code for a protein of 590 amino acids. Gene Ontology annotation, cellular component: bicellular tight junction; actin filament; adherens junction. Gene Ontology annotation, molecular function: actin filament binding. The record is from RefSeq and is a predicted model, not a curated record. NCBI's taxonomy places the organism in Eukaryota, Metazoa, Chordata, Mammalia, Chiroptera, Vespertilionidae.